Messenger RNA from Paraphaeosphaeria sporulosa, 2898 nucleotides. Its product is annotated as alanyl-tRNA synthetase-like protein. Gene Ontology annotation, molecular function: alanine-tRNA ligase activity; aminoacyl-tRNA deacylase activity; amino acid binding. The transcript is spliced from 3 exons. NCBI's taxonomy places the organism in Eukaryota, Fungi, Ascomycota, Dothideomycetes, Pleosporales, Didymosphaeriaceae. Bases 1 to 2898 code for a protein of 965 amino acids. The record is from RefSeq and is a predicted model, not a curated record. Gene Ontology annotation, cellular component: cytoplasm; mitochondrion. Gene Ontology annotation, biological process: tRNA modification; alanyl-tRNA aminoacylation.
AUGGCGCAGAACGACACCACGUCCGAGUGGGGGGCUGUCCGCGUGCGGACCACCUUCCUCGACUACUUCAAGGAGCGCGGCCAUGCCUUUGUGCCCUCCUCCUCGGUCGUGCCCCUCUCCGACCCGACCCUCCUCUUCGCCAAUGCCGGCAUGAACCAGUACAAGGCCAUCUUCCAAGGCACCGUCGACCCCGCCUCCGACUUCGCCCAGCUCAAGCGCGCCGCAAACUCGCAAAAGUGCAUCCGUGCCGGUGGCAAGCACAACGAUCUCGACGAUGUCGGCAAGGACAGCUACCACCACACCUUCUUCGAGAUGCUGGGCAACUGGAGCUUUGGCGACUACUUCAAGACCGAGGCCAUUGGCUUCAGCUGGGAGCUGCUCACAAAGGUCUAUGGCGUCGACCCCAAGCGGCUGUACGUGACGUACUUUGAGGGAACCGACGACCUGGAGCCGGAUCUCGAGGCCAAGGAGCUGUGGAAGAGCGUCGGCGUGCCCGAGGACCACAUUCUGCCUGGCAACAUGAAGGACAACUUCUGGGAGAUGGGCGACCAGGGUCCUUGCGGGCCUUGCUCAGAACUCCACUAUGAUCUGAGGGAGCCGGAAAACGGUGUCUACAGGAACGCUGCGUCGCUGGUCAACGCGGACGACCCCGAGGUCAUCGAGAUCUGGAACAACGUCUUCAUGCAGUACAACCGCGAGCCGGACCGGUCGUUACGGCCACUGCCCCACAAGCACAUCGAUACCGGUAUGGGCUUCGAGCGAUUGGUGUCGGUGCUGCAGAAGACGAAGUCAAAUUAUGACACCGAUGUUUUCAGUCCGUUGUUCAAGAAGAUUCAGGAAAUCACAGGUGCGCGAGAAUACAAGGGCAAGUUUGGCGAGGAAGACUCGGACGGCGUUGAUACCGCCUACCGCGUUGUUGCCGACCACGUCCGUAUGAUGUCGUUCUCCAUUGCUGACGGAGGUGUACCGAACAAUGUUGGGCGUGGCUACGUUGUGCGCCGUGUCCUGCGACGAGGAGCGCGCUACGCUCGCAAGUACUUUGAGGCUGAAAUCGGCAGCUUCUUCUCGAAGAUCGUACCGACGCUUGUGGAGCAGAUGGGCGAAAUGUUCCCCGAGCUGAAGAAAAAGGAGGCUGAUAUCAAGGAGAUUUUAGACGAGGAAGAGAAGAGCUUUGCCAAGUCUCUCGACCGAGGCGAGGUUAUGUUCGAGAAGUACGCACAGAAGGCCAAGGCCAAGGGCUCGAAUGAUCUUCCCGGUGACGAUGUCUGGCGGUUAUACGAUACCUAUGGUUUCCCUGUCGAUCUGACCAAGAUUAUGGCCGAAGAGCGAGGCCUCCACAUCAACGACAAGGAAGUCGAAGAGGCGCAAGACAAGGCCCGCGAGGCUAGCAAAGGCGAUAAGAAGGCUACCGCUGCGCUGGUCAAGUUCGACGUACACGACCUCAGCGCUCUCGACAGCAUGGACGAUGUGCCCAAGACGGACGAUUCGCCCAAGUUCGGUCGCGAGAACAUCACGUCUGUCAUCAAGGCUAUAUACCACAACAAGAAGUUCCUAAAGAGCACAAAGGAAGUUCCUGAAGGCGAACAAUUUGGUGUUUUACUUGAUAAGACAAACUUCUACGCUGAGCAGGGAGGUCAAGAGUAUGAUACCGGUAAACUGCUCGUCGAUGGUGAGGCCGAGAUCAGCAUCGAGAACGUCCAGGUCUAUGCUGGCUACGUGCUACAUACCGGAUUCCUCAAGUACGGCGAGCUGAACGUAGGGAGCGAGGUCAUUGCAGAAUACGAUGAGCUCCGCCGCCACCCAAUCCGGAGCAACCACACCGGAACGCACGUUCUCAAUUACGGUCUCAAGGAAGUCCUCGGCGACGAUGUCGACCAAAAGGGCUCGCUUGUUGCGCCCGAGAAGCUACGCUUUGACUUCUCGCACAAGGCUGCUGUUUCGGACGCCGAGCUUGCUAAGAUCGAAAAGGUCUGCACCGAGUACAUUCGCCAGAACUCAGAGGUCUACGCCAAGGAUGUGCCUCUGUCCAUCGCGCGCGAAAUUCGUGGCGUGCGUGCUGUCUUCGGAGAGACAUAUCCGGACCCUGUGCGCGUUGUGUCGGUCGGUGUUCCCAUCGAGGACCUCGUCGCAGACGUCAAGAACGAACAGUGGGAGAAGGUCUCCGUUGAGUUCUGUGGUGGUACACACGUCAAGCAGACGGGCGAGAUCAAGGAACUCGUUAUCCUCGAGGAAUCUGGCAUCGCCAAGGGUAUCCGCCGCAUUGUCGCCGUGACAGGGCAAGAAGCCUACGAUGUCCAACGACAGGCUUCCGACUUCGAGGGAGAACUCAGCCGUCUCGAAAAACUCGAUUUCAGUUCCGAGAAGGAGGCAAAGGCCAAGUCGAUGCAGACUGAGCUCAACCAGCUCGUCAUCUCGGCACUCUCAAAGAGCCAGUUCCGCGAGCGGUUCGCGAAGAUCCAGAAGAGCAUUUUGGACGAGCAGAAGGCGUUUGCGAAGAAGGACAACAAGCGCGUGUUGGAUGUUGUAACGAACUACUUCAACAACAACAAGGAUGCAAAGUUCUUGGUGCAAAAGGUCGACUGGUCGAGCAACGUUGCGAAGGCUAUCAGCGAGACGAUCAAGAACGUGUCGGGCCCGAAGAGUGCGCUCAAGGACAAGAGCGUCUAUCUGUUCAGUGCGGGUGACGGGAAGGUGGCGCACGGAUGCUAUGUCUCUGAGUACUUUAAGGAGCAAGGUGCCGACGGACCUAAGUGGGCCAGCUCAGUCACUCCUGUUAUCGGAGGAAAGACGGGUGGUAAGCCUGGUGCGCCUACUGCGAUCGGCAACGGCACGAAUGCAGAGAAAGUAGACGAUGGCGUAGAGGAGGCUAGGAAGUUCAUUGAGAAUUUCAAGCUGUAA